Molecule: messenger RNA, 1197 nt
Organism: Penicillium oxalicum
Lineage: Eukaryota; Fungi; Ascomycota; Eurotiomycetes; Eurotiales; Aspergillaceae
Product: ESCO family N-acetyltransferase
Exons: 1
Coding region: 1-1197 (398 amino acids)
Biological process (GO): mitotic sister chromatid cohesion
Cellular component (GO): chromatin; nucleus
Molecular function (GO): protein-lysine-acetyltransferase activity
Source: RefSeq, a predicted model, not a curated record
AUGAAAACCUACGGAAGACCGACAUGGCGCGUCUAUGACGACGAACGGGUCGCGAAAAAAAGACGCGUCCAGGACGAGUCCGACGAGGCAGAGACGAAUCUGCAAUAUGCCAUCCGGGAAUCCUCCGCCGCCGUCCUGUCCAGUCCGUCGCGCCGCAACUCGAUAAUCGGCUCCGAAGGCACGCUUGAUGAUAUCGAUGAUCUGACAACGCCUCCGUCAUCGCCGCCGCCGCGAUUGACUCCCCCACCGGCGAACACGCGCAAACCGACCUUUGCAUUUUUAAAACGGAAGCAGAAGGAGGGCUCAGGAGGAUCACCACUGACCGAGGUCAACACCAACAGUGUUCGCGCGUCUGCGGAUCCGCCCAAGUCGCAGCAGCAACGACAGAACAGCGCGCAUCCCCCAUCAUUGCCCGCGCAAUCGCAAAAGACAACCCCUAAACCCCCCGCACUUCGUCAAAUGCAGAUUGAUCUGGGAACGGAGGUGCGAAAAACGUGCGCGACCUGUGGGAUGGAAUAUAUACCGUCGAACUCGGAAGACACGGCUCUACACAAAAAGUUCCACGAGAUGAACUCGACGGGCGUGGAUUUGGGCAAGGCGUUCAUGCGCGCGAAUGCGUCACGCUGGGUCUACGAGGCUACGCGAUUCGACGAAGGAUACGUGGUCAUCGUGGAUCGCAAGGCGACACCAAGCGCCAAAAACCAAGCGAAAAAGGUCCUCGAGGUCGUCAACAAGGAGCUGUCCUCGCCCAACAUUGCAGAUGAGGUGCUCUGGAGCCAGGCCGAGCCUCCCAAGCAUCUGCACAAUGAGAGCUCCGAGGAGAAGGUGGAUCGAUACCGGGUAUUUCUUCACAUGAAAGACAGCCGCUGUGUGGGGUUGUGUCUCACGGAGCGCAUCUGGGAGUCGCACCCGGUCGUGCAGAACGAGUCGGAGAGCAACCCACAUGGAUCCUCUGUCUCUGUGAAGGACGAAGUUCAUCCGGCGAUCGUGGGCGUCUCCCGGAUCUGGACGUCUGGAGCAUCUCGAAGGAAAGGAAUUGCCCUGGAUUUGCUGGACUGCGUAGUCAGCAACUUCAUCUACGGCAUGGAGAUCCCCAAAGACAAGAUCGCCUUCAGUCAGCCCACGGAGAGUGGCAAGCGACUGGCGCAAAAAUUUUUCGAGGAGAAUGCGACUUGGCAUGUGUAUAAUGAACUGUGA